CAUUAAUCUUGUUGUAAAAUUAUUUAUGUGCAUGUGAUUGUUUAUAAUUUCCGGCUUCCGGUUAUGGUUGUAUUGUGUAAAUGAAUAUAGGAGUAUUUACUGUGUUAAAAUAAUUAUUCAAUUAUCCUGUACUUAAGUGCAUAGCAACUAACAAUGGUAAUGCUGAAAUUCAUUAAUUUUCAAAAUAUGUAUUUCUUCCUUUUUUCCCCAUACUACUUAAUCACUUUUAUUCCUUGACGCAUUUAGAGCAGUGUCAGUGGGCGUGUCUGUGAUUUCACAGAGUUCAAGCUUCCCUGUACCUGCACACUUCUUACACUACUAUUCAUCCAGUUACUGAGUUAGUUAUAUACCUUAGUUUAGUUGAAUGCAGUUAUUGUGAAGGAAUAAAAGCUACAAUUUUUUUAAAAAAUCACUUAGUCCGUUUGGUAUAGUAUAGGCCACUAAAGACCAAAUUAGUCUUUAGUCUUUAAUUUUAGGCCACCACUAUGUUCACCGCUGUACUGUAGAUGGUAGAGAUUUGGUAAAAGUGCAGUUCAGGUGCUUAUAUUAUUUCUGUUUGAAUCUCUUAUUUUCCCGUGUAAACUUAUGUUAAUUCUUUAUAAAAAGUAUUUUAAAAGUUAUUUACCAUCUUUUUAUUGGAAUACAACAACAAUUUAACAAAUUUUACGAGAUAAAAAAUGCACAUUUUUAUGAAUCUUUCGUGUUUAAAGAGCCGUUGUGGUAAAUCAAGGAUAACUCUUCUGUCUAUAAAGAUACUUUAUAAAAGUUGCCCAAUUGGAUGAAUCUAGUUAAAAUAAAUGAUGUAUUUAUUUUAUAACUUUACUAUCAACUAUAACCGGAGUUGCCGGGGGCUGCAUUCAGAAAAAAACAUCUGCUAAAUCCUUUUAGUUCACAUUGCUAUUAAACGAAAUGUAAACAACAAAACAACACUAUAGUAAAAAAAAAUAAUAAUAAUUAAUUUGUCUCCUAUAAAAACACUUAAAAUAACUUAUGUAAACUUUCCGUUUUUCCCGUUUUACGAUGGCACCUGGAAGGAUCAUGAUGGGAUCCCGAAUCCGAUGUGAUUCCGAUAGAAUCCUGGUCAUGGUGGGAUCCCGAACUCGGUAAGAUACCGAUCCCGGUGAGAUCCAUUUCCGGUGGUAUCCCAAACUAAAUGAGAUCCCAAUCCGGUGGGAUCCCAUUUCGGUGAGAUUCCGAUCCCGAUAGGAUUUUGAUCCAAGUGAGAUCCUGAUCCCGGUUUCGGGUGAGAUCCCGUUUCGGUGAUAUGCAGAUCCCGAUAAUUAUAGGGAGCUCACAUACUUGACAUACGAACCCAGCUUACAAGCCACAUUGCAAUUGUUACGAGCGCCUUAGGAAAAAUUCCAGUUGUAUUAACGUUAUUUGUUGCCCCACAAGGUGCGCGUUUAAACCAAAUGCUGCACCAUUAAAAAUGCCAGUUGCAUCAACAAUUUUAGUUAUUGUUUCUUGGUAGUCCUGCCAUUUUAAACAAAAUGAUCCUACAACCAGCAAUACCGCAAAGCCAAAACGAGUCCGUCUUAUAAUAUAAAAAAAAAAAUCACUAGCCCUCACAUUACUCAGCGCAAAUCAGUCACCAUUAAUAAGCACAUUAGCAUACGAAAAAAGAGGAGGGGUACUCAAAUUAGAGCGGACCAAUCAUGGACAGCAUAUUAGCAGCCUUCAGGAUGAGCUGACUAUAAAAAUGACCCCACGCUAUCAUUCCGAUUUCUCCCAUUUGUGCAACGGCACAAAUAAAUUUUUUUUAAAGUGGACACGUGAUCACAUAUUGGCACGUAUUCGUGCAACGCCCCCCUUUUUUUCAGCUUCCCUCCAGGUCCAGGACAAUGAUGACGUGUGUGUCCACUGCCUUCGUCAGUGAUCCACUUCUAAUCUCCCCCCCCCCCCCCCCCCAACUUCAAAGGACAACCCCUAUAUUCCGAGCGCUCUGAGAAGAAAAAUAAAGAAAAGGGGGGCUUGUGCGUAAUGAAAAAUCUAGUAUUUCAUUCUUUUUUGUGAACAUGCUUACAGUUUGAAAAUUUCGUUUAGUAUACUAACUUAUAGGUGGCUAAAAAUCUGGCAUAGGGUGAAAAGAAAAAUACAAACAAAUGGGGCUGUGUCACUUUGGUUGGGGGAUGGUUAAAGACUCUUUAGAAGUAAAAUAAAAAGAAAAGAUGCGACUUAUAAUUCAGAAUUAGUUAACUAUAAACUGCCUGUAUUUAAUUAUUAAAGAAUACGUAAGUUUACAUGAUAAAAAAAUUUUAAAAUACGAAAUGCGUUAAGAAAUAAUAUACGCACCUGAACUGCACUUUUACCAGAGAUUUAAACAACCGAACCAUGGUCUUUGCGAGUCUUUAAAUUUUUGGCCCAACCUAAUCUACUUGUGGAUUAACGUAAUAGUAAUACUCUUUUUUUUAAAACUGAAAACUAAUUAUUUAAAAUCAUUUAAGAUUAUGAUUUAAUACCUGCAAGAUUAAACAAAAAUAGUACUGACAUUUUUUUAUGCUCGGUGUAGGGAUAAAUUUAGGGUAUAGGUUAGGUUUAGGGAUACAUUUAGGCCUACUUAGUAGAUUUAGUCCUCGUUUUAUAGCCAUUUUAAUUGUUUCUAUAGUAUAGUAGUUACUAUCCUAAUGUCUCAUUUUUAUUUUACUUAGUUUACAUGUUUUUAAUAAUUGUAAAGCGCUUAGAGCUUUAAGGUAAGCGCUAUAUAAAAAUGCCUAAAUAAUUAAAUAAAUAAAUUUAGUUGCAGAAUUAACUGGUCUUGUUGAAAAUCAUGGCAUCCUAUCUUCCAAUUUACCUUUUUUAUUGUGCCCAGCCCGAGUCUUGCAUGAAUGCAAGGGAAUGACGUUCCUAUAAGACUGUACAUGUAUAAUUUUUUUUAUGUAAAUAAAUUUAUAUUAUUUUUUAUUUUGGGGGUUGGGAGGAAGAUAUUGGGUAAGUUCCACACUUUUGUGGCAAAUUACUUGUAAGGAGCAAAGCAUUUCUUAAUAUUUAUUGGGGGGAGCGUAAUGUUUAACCUUGGUUUAGUUUUAAAGUUAACCACUUUAUAUCCCCCCCUGCCCCAUAUCUUGAAAUACAAAUCUAUUCAUCAAUUAUUGUAAGUUUUAUCCUAUGAGUGUGAAUCUUAAAGCCUAAAAAGGGUAUCUAAUUUGAAAUCAUUUUUUUGCCCCCACUAGUUUGUUGUUUUUUUGCUAGGCACACCGCCGCAUUGCACGCAGCCACAGGCAAAAUUAUAUAUAAUUUAUUUAUUAAAAAAAAAAGCAUAGGUCUAUAGGUACUUUGGUAAAAAAUUAAAAAGUAUGAGUCCUUUGUCCUUUUUGCCAUCGACAACAUUUUCUAAUGCUGUGACCCAAUUCAGCUGUUUGUGUACUGCGUUAUAAGUCUUGUUUUUGUGAUAAUUAUACACAACUUUUAUUUUCUGGAUUAAUGUCCAUCAUACUGGUAUAUGAAUAUAUUCUAUAUUUAAGCCAAUCCAUCCCCUCGACAAUAAUACUGGUUUGGGAUUAUUUAUUUUGACAUUUCAAUUUUUGCACAUGACUUAUUAAUUAAAGUUUUCCCUGACCAAUGAUUAAAUAGUGUUUGCAUAUGGCAUUCUUUUAUAAAUGAAACUAUAAGAAUAAUACUAUAGGUAUUAUAAUAAUAAAAAUAAUAAGAGGUCUUAUAUAGCGCUGUACCCCAGCCUAGGGCUGGGCUCACCGCGCUGUACAUAAAAUAUUUUUUCAAAAGAAACAUAAUCAUGGCAUUAAAAUAAAAUACAUUUAUGAAAUAAAGAACAGCAAUGUAUAUUCACCCACCCCACCACAUAAAUUUUACAAGGCAAACCAUGGACGGCAGCCAGUAAGAUCGUUUAUCGAUCAGAGGAGGGGAAUCAGUCAGGAUAGUAUAAUUUAAAAAGAUAUGUUUUGAGCACAUGUUUAUAGCACAUGCAAGGGACUGUUAAUGGUUGCCCAUGACCACGUUUUGCUCUCAUCAAAUUAUGAUUAUUUUUAGUAUGGACUCUACCUGGAUUUAAAGCUCAAAUUAAAAUAUUGCCUUUUAAGUUCAUUCUAAAACACAAUCAAAUAUAUUGAUGUAAAUAUUUGUAACAAUAGAAUAAAUUCUAAGUUUGGGUGACUUCUGCCUUUAAAAAGGGGGUGUAUAUAACUAAUGGCCAAUAUUUCCUUACUCAUUUGGAAUCUGCACUCAUAUACAUCAAUAUAUAAUGCUGAGGAAAACAUAUUAAACACAUGGAAGAGAAAAGUUCUCAUGAUCCCACGCUAGUAGUAGAAAUAAAAAAGGGCAGGCGGCACUGGGCGGGACAUUUAGAAAGAAUGCCAAAUGACAGAGGAGUGAAGAGUGUGCACCACCAAAACUACAGAGGAAAAGGGCUCAAAGGCAUACCUAGGCUUGGAUGUAUGAUGUGAAAAAAGAUCCACAGCAGCUAGGAAUCCAAGCAACCGGGCAAACAAGAUCCUGGGGUUCCUAAGGCGCAAUCUGAAGAUCGGCAACUCAAGCGUGAAAGAAAAAGCCUAUAAAGCCUUUGUCCGACCUAUUUUAGAGUACGCUUCUACAGUCUGGGACCCAUUUACCCAGAAAAGCAUAGACAGGUUGGAGGCGGUCCAGCGACGGGCAGCACGCUUUGUCAUGAACCGCUACAGAAGCACCUCGAGUGUUGGCAGCAUGCUGGAAACACUGGGCUGGUCGACAUUGGAAGAACGACGACGACUAUCCAGGCUCACCAUGUUGUACAAGAUAACAAAUGGACUGGUGCACUGCUCCGGAAUCAAACAGAAACUCGUUAAUCUUCCCCCCAGACUGCGACGAAGUCACGACAAACAGUUCCGGCUGGUAAAAACAAGAACGAAGUACAGAAGCUCCUCAUUCCUGCCGAAGACAAUAGGGGACUGGAACAAGCUUCCAAAAGCAACAGUUGAGGCGGCUACACUCGAUACAUUUGUGUCUAUUGCCUCCUGUAUUCCAACCCCCAGUUCAUAACACCACUGCUGAGUCGCCCUUGCAACCAGUGAAGUAUCCCAUUGAAACCCAUGGACAGUAACAUCGCAAACCCCUCUGAAACAUAGGAGCCAGAAUGAUCAAUUCAUUGAUCGUAGGCCCUUAAAAUAAAGAAGAAGAAGAAAGGCAUCAGUUAGGUCUGAGUGGAAGAAAGUUGUGAGGCAGGCCAAAGCCCUACACAGUCUGUAUCUCCACAGAGAUGGAUGGAAUAUUUAUCAUAAAAGACUUUACAAAAUUUAGAAUAAGAUGCCUUAUAUAUGUCUAAAAAUUUCCAAAAUUAGAGUUGAUUCAAAGGGCGAAAAUUACAUUGGAAAUGUAAGCCAAGAUGUCCAUUACUGUGAACGUGUGGAUGGAUACCCUAAUUUUAUGAGAAAAUCGUAUUUUCUUUAAAGAACUUGAGUAAAAUAGAAAUAACAACAUUCUUUUUUAUCUGAUUAUAGACUUAAAUUACAAUAAAAUAUCUUGAAAUCAUCAUCUGAUAAAGAAGGGUAAAGAAAACAUUAAGUCUUUACCAUAUCUUGGUCAAGCCACACACACACCUUUUAAAUAGUGCAACAUUUGUACAUGUAAUUUAAUCAUUUAUAUAUUUCUCAAUCUACAGCUGGUCCUAGUCCUUGGAGAUCUACACAUACCACACAGGUGCAACUCUCUACCUGCUCGGUUUAAGAAACUUUUGGUACCUGGUAAAAUCCAACACAUUUUGUGUACAGGGAACUUAUGCACCAAGGAAUCUUUUGAUUACCUUAAAACCCUAGCUAGUGAUGUUCAUGUAGUUCGUGGAGAUUUUGAUGAGGUUUGUUUAAAACAUAGUUUGACAGUUUCAUCUUCUCUUAAUGAUCAGGAAGUGUUUGGGUUUCUCUGUGCCAUUAGCUUCACCAUUUUAAAAUACCAUCUUGAAUUACACAACUAUAAAAUUUACAGUUUGAAUAAUGAUUAGAAAAUAAUACCUGGAAUUUUUUAUGAUAUUUGGAUUCAUUUAAGUUAAAUCUGUUUAAUAUUCCUGGCAAUUGUUUUUGGAGACAAUACAUUUUUUUUACCCAUUCAAUUCUCAAUCGAUUGAGAACCCCAUCUGAAGGGAUUCACUGAUGUACUAAUAAGUUUAGAAUAAAAUUUAAAACAUAUCGAUUUUGAAAUAUAUUUAUAUGAAAUGACAUAAUUCACAUUCAUAAUUUGUUGCUUUAAAUGUUGUAUUAUAUUAUUUGUAAAUUCAUUAAUGUCAAACAGCUACAAAGUACUCGACUACUCAUGAUUAUAAAUGUAAAAAAAUUAAUCUACUAUUGCCAAAUCAAUAAGAUACAAAAUAUUUGGAGUUAAUCUCCCUUGUUCUCUUAUCUUGCCAGACUUUCAUUUACAUGGCAAGAUAUGUGCUUUCUAUAUAGCAACGUAUAAAAGCAAGUCGAGUGGCCAGAUUUGGCUGUUAUGGCGUUGAAUCGGUAUUUGGUAAAAUUGGUCAGGAAGAAUUUUUGCGAAUGUUAGAAACUGGCAUUUAAUCUUGCUUUUCUUUUCUGAAACAGAAUAUGAACUAUCCUGAGCAAAAAGUGGUCACUGUUGGUCAGUUCCGCAUAGGUUUGUGUCACGGUCAUCAAGUCGUUCCCUGGGGGGACAUUGAGAGCCUUGCCAUGGUACAGAGACAACUAGACGUUGACAUUCUCAUCUCGGGACAGACACACAAAUUUCAGGCCCUAGAGCAUGAAGGGAAAUUCUUCCUCAACCCCGGAUCAGCCACAGGGUCAUAUUAUGCUCUAGACAGGCAAGUUGAAAAUUGUUUCUUUUUUUUUUACUAAUUUAGAUCAAAGCUAUUUUAUAAUUGAGUACAUCAUAAAAAAAUAAUUACUUGGUGCUUGGACACAGAAGAAAGCUGUGCUUGGACAAACCAAGAAAGCUUUGUUUGGACACACCAAGAAAGCUGUGCUUGUACACAUGAAGAAAGCUGUGCUUGGACACACCAAGAAAGCUAUUUAUAUUCUCUUAUUUACUGAAAUCCUUUGCUGGCUGAUUAAUUACACCUUCUCGUUUCCUUUCUCCUUUUGCAGCAGCGUGAUUCCAUCAUUUGUUAUCCUCGACAUCCAACAGUCAACAGUCGUGUCCUACAUUUACAAACUCAUUGACGAUGAAGUCAAAGUAGAGAGGAUAGAAUACCGCAAGUCAUAAAACUCACCUCUGGAUCAAUUAUUAUUUUUUAAUUUUCCUUUCAAAUUGAAAGUGAAAGGUUUUUUUUGAAGUAUUGAGAGGAGAACGACAAAGUCCUUCAAGAAAAACGGGGGUAAAGGUUUUAAAUUUCAAACAUGUGGAAACAGGUUUGUAUUUAUUUCUGACACUUGUAAAAGUAGACAACUGGGACCCAAGCAGUGAUCUUGUGUGACUGACAGAAUAUGGUACAAAUAAGCCCCUUGUCGGAAGGACUAACUCCCAUGAACUAGCUGAUGGACUGCUGGGGCUUAUUUUUAAAUAUUACCUUUUAAUGUUUGUUUUUUUGUUUGUUUGUGGUUAGUCUAUUUUAAAAAAAUGAAUAGUAGACAGUUAAGAAUAUUUUUACAGUCUGGGAUUUAUUGAUGGUUCACAAAAUAGAAAAGCGAAACAUAAAUUUUUUUAGUACAAAAAAAGACCAUAAAUACCAGUUAAAAAUUGUCAUUAAAAUAUAGAUAUCUCUUUAUGUUUCUGAAAAUAGGAGGCUUUAGAUUGAUCAAAAUUUUUAUUGUGUUAUUAUGUGACAUUCUGUUUUUUUUCUUUUUCCAAUAUUAGGCAAGUGACACUCAAUUUUUUUUUAUUCACUGUUAGCUGUGAGAAAUAAACAGAGACUUCAAUGUACAGUCUUCUGUUUAUUUUUUCAUUUUAAGUAGGUUCCUUCUAUCUAUCUAUCACAUCUGAGUCCCGUUACAUGUCUUGAUGUAUUGUUUUUUUAAAAAAUGAGAUCACGAGACACAUAAUGGGCUUUUUGAACUGAAAUGUUUUGUCCUAAACCCAACUGAACUCAUUCAAUGUUAGCUACACCUGGCAUGUAACAUGCUUAUAUUAAGAUAAACAAUUUUCUUGUACAUAUUUUUUUCUUCUGUCUUUUGAAAAUAAAAUCAGAGAAGACAUCAUCAAAACAUGUGUUUCAAUAUUUGUAUUUUUAAAAAAAGUUAAUUUCACCAAUAAGUUGAAAUUUUUUGUCAUUCAAGCUAUUAUUCCAAUUUGUACUGUGUGCAAUAAAAAAUAAAUUGUUUUUUAUAAUUAUUUACAGAGAAGAAAAAUAAGUUUUUCCCUUUUUAAAUUUUAAUGACAAACAACAAAGCAACAAUUAUUUUUUUGGAUGAACUUUAUGUUGGAAAAGGGAGGGGGGGGGGGGGGGAGGAUUUCAUCCAUUACAAUAUGUGGGGUCUUUUUUAAUCAAAUUGCUAAUUAUAGGACAGAAACAUCCCUCUCUUUUUGUUUUCCUUUUUAUGUUUCUCCUUUUUAAAUUUUAAUGACAAACAACAAAGCAACAAUUAUUUUUUUGGAUGAACUUUAUGUUGGAAAAGGGAGGGGGGGGGGUGGAGGAUUUCAUCCAUUACAAUAUGUGGAGUCUUUUUUAAUCAAAUUGCUAAUUAUAGGACAGAAACAUCCCUCUCUUUUUGUAUUCCCUUCUAUGUUUCCACCUGAAAAUGUUUUGUAGCAAAUUUGUUUCUUCUCAUCUGUAAACACAUUUAAUUUUGACAAACUGUAUAGCAAUGAUGAGAGAAAUGAUGCGAUUGUUCAAAAUUCCAAAAUAAUCUUUAUUAAAUGUGUAUUAGCCUGAGUGAUUUAUUACAUUUUUCUUUAUAAAAUGCUGUUACAGUAUGUAAGAUUUAAAUGUAUAUUAUCCUGAGCAACUUAUUACAUUUUUCUUUAUAAAAUGCUGUUACAGUAUGUAAGGGCUCGGCCACGAGGACACAGCAAACAUUUCAUUUUUAUAAGAAUUAACUACCCAACUUGCCUCGGUCUGAAAUAAGAGACUGAAUUGGAUUGCCUGCCUUGAUUGGGUGCUAAUUAAUAUACUUGUUACCGGCAAUGUGUGAAAUCCUGCAUUGUAUAGGAUGCCUAGGAAUUAUAAAGAAUGCCUGAAAUUUGUCGGCAAAGUAUGAAAUGGUUUAUCUUGCAACCAAAUGCAAAGCCAAAUGCAAAAAAAAUGAAGUGUCUUGGUGCGAAAAAAGAAAAUUAAG
Messenger RNA from Lymnaea stagnalis (great pond snail), 9146 nucleotides. Lineage: Eukaryota; Metazoa; Mollusca; Gastropoda; Lymnaeidae. The record is from the annotation of a GenBank genome assembly.